CUCACGGACCAGACCACGACUCUAGCCUCGUCUACGACCGACCUGGCACUCGUCAUUCUCAUUCAAGAGUAUAUACUGUUUGACUGUGAAAGCCCAACGCUAGAUCCACGCAUCUUCAAUGCCUUCUCCCUACUGAAUUUACAAACGUCCUCGGCGUGGCGCGCAGCUGCAACAAUCUUCGUCCUUGGGUUUAAACUCGGUCUUGCCUUCGAGACAACAGACAAGAGCUCUCAAGCUCUCGGCGUGUACAGUCAGGAUGGCAAGCAUGAGGCACGAGCUGCUCAUCCUUGACAAGGUACCCGAGGGGGCAGGUGAGGCGGUGAGAGCUGCCUUGGAUGAUUGCAGCAAGCAGCACGGCUUCAUCUACGACGUUGUCCCCUUCUUUGUGGGACUUCACGAACAAGAUGACCAAGGAGUACCGAUAUCAACGAAAUAUUCUGCCGGAUGUACUGGACACUCUGCCGGUGGGGUUCUCAAAGUCAAGCUUCUUUGGGUUGAUGAUAAGCAUCGAGGCAGCGGGCUCGGACGUGAGAUCAUGACAGCGGUAGACGCGCUCGGCCGCAAGCGCGGGGCAACGUUUGCGACGGUGAACACAUUCAGCUUCCAAGCUGAGGGCUUCUACAAGAAGUGCGGCUACGACGUCCUGUAUCGAGUGCCGGGCUGCUUUGAUGGCUCAGUCGAGAAGAUUUUCUUGGGCAAGAAACUGUGAGAUUCAGAGCAAACGACUUGUAGGCAGUAUUUUGCAAAGCAUGCGACCCUUCUCGCUCGUCCGGCAUGUGCUGGCCACCGCACUUCUCCUUUGUAUGCCAGUAUCACUUUGCUGGAGAGGAAGGUGGAAGCAGAGCCUUGCGCGUCCCUCGUUGCACGAUGCACCGCACGCAGGGCAGCGGGCCUCAAGAUGACGAUCACAAAUCCGUAUCUUUGUGCGCACGCACUCCGGAGCG
This is a messenger RNA of Ceraceosorus guamensis, 944 nucleotides long. RefSeq lists its product as hypothetical. The record is from RefSeq and is a predicted model, not a curated record. Bases 257 to 709 code for a protein of 150 amino acids. The transcript is spliced from 4 exons. Lineage: Eukaryota; Fungi; Basidiomycota; Exobasidiomycetes; Ceraceosorales; Ceraceosoraceae. Gene Ontology annotation, molecular function: acyltransferase activity, transferring groups other than amino-acyl groups.